Messenger RNA from Helianthus annuus (common sunflower), 696 nucleotides. RefSeq lists its product as uncharacterized. NCBI's taxonomy places the organism in Eukaryota, Viridiplantae, Streptophyta, Magnoliopsida, Asterales, Asteraceae. The record is from RefSeq and is a predicted model, not a curated record. The coding region runs from base 1 to 696 and encodes 231 amino acids. The transcript has a single exon.
AUGGCAUGGGGUUGGUGGUCUAAUCCAUCUACUCCAGAAGAAGUUACCGAAUUAUUUGGGUUGUUAAAUAAUAUUCAUGACUUUGUUUGGCGUGGCGGUGAAGAUGAUUGGAAAUGGAAAUUCGACAAAAACGGCUUGUUCUCUGUAUCUUCGGUUAAAAAACUUCUGUCCAGCAACAAUAUGGGAGAUCCAAACUCGAGUUUUAAGUGGAAAGGAUGGGUGCCUCUCAAGUGUAAAAUUAUGGUAUGGAGGGCCGCUCGUAACCGUCUGCCGACUAUUGCGGAGCUGAUAAAACGAGGAGUCUCAAUCCAGCAUUGCUGCUGCAGUUUUUGCGACGAAGUUAUGGAGACAACUCUUCAUCUUUUCACCGGUUGUAUGUUCUCCCAAGAAGUUUGGUUCCGUAUCGAAGCUUGGUGUCGUAUUCAGCAUGGUUGUAUUUUUGAUAUCUCAGAUCUCCUUCAACUUCCGGAGCGUAAUGCUAGCUCUAAAGAAUCGAGGCACACUUUAAGAGGGAUCGUGUAUGCUACUUUUUGGGUGUUAUGGAAUGAGCGCAAUGAUCGGAUUUUCAACAAGAAGAGGCGUAAACCUUGCGAGGUUGUUGAGAUUAUCAAAGCUAAGUCUUACUUUUGGAUUCGUAAUAGGUCUAGGAUUAAGAUUGUCGAUUGGAAACAAUGGUGUACUUGUCCGUGGGUUUGA